AUGCCGAAAGAAGUCAGAGCCCCGUCUCAUCCUCACCGGGUCCAGCCAGUCACCCUCCCAACGCAAUCGUCGGCGUCUAGCAAGGAAUCACGGGGAGCGGCGCAAUGGUUGCCUUCGGACGACGAGCGCCUCAUGGAGGCACGGAAAUCGGGCCUCAACUGGCAGCCUAUUGCGGCAAGGCACUUCCCAAACAAGACACCGAACGCGUGCCGCAAACGCCACGAACGCCUCAUGGAGCGGCAGAACGCCCAGGAUCUGGAUGGCGUCAGGCUCGAGGUGCUGGCGCGUGAAUACAUGAACGUCAGGAAGGAGAUGUGGAGCAUCCUGGCCGAGCGUGUGGGUGAAAAGUGGGCCACUGUCGAAGCCAAGUGCAUGGAACGCGGACUGAAGAACCUCCAGGCAGCGUACCGUGCCGGGCAGCGCAAGGAGCGAGACAAUUACGAUGGCGAUAGCGGACGAGGUAACUACUACGAAGGCGACAGCGGCAUCGGAUACUCGGAUGCUGAGAACGAGGUAGAGGACUACUCGUCGGAGGCUGGCCCGAGCCAUGGCGGAGCAGGUCAUCAACAGCCGCAACCCAGCCCGACUGGUGGAGGCUUCCACACGAACCAGAGGGGCGGACCCUCGAUCCAGUCAAUGCUCUCUCCUGAGCCACAUCCAGGCUACCACGCGCCACAGAGCUGA
Molecule: messenger RNA, 684 nt
Organism: Diplodia corticola
Lineage: Eukaryota; Fungi; Ascomycota; Dothideomycetes; Botryosphaeriales; Botryosphaeriaceae
Product: myb family transcription factor
Exons: 2
Coding region: 1-684 (227 amino acids)
Source: RefSeq, a predicted model, not a curated record